CGUCGCGUUCAGCUCCGCUCCAGAGGUCGACACACAGACCAACACUGUGGUGUGUGAAAGAGCAUUCGCCAAUUUCAGCCGCUCCGAGUCAGGGUAGACAAAGAAAACGGACGACGCUCGACGACAUCAACGACGACCACGACAACGCACGAGCGAGGGUAUCGCAAUCAUGAGUUUCGAGAACGGUCGCAAGCAAUCUCUCGAGAUGAAGGAAGACAAGAAUGCACCCGUCGUCAGCGAGGCGGACGCUGAGCUCGCCGAAGCAUUGAGGAACUAUGUGCCCGGCACACGGGAGGAGAAGCAGCUCGUCAGGAAGAUUGACCUUUACCUGAUGCCCAUGCUUUGGAUCAUGUACAUCCUCAACUACGUCGACCGCACAAACAUCGGAAACGCAAAGAUCGCAGGAAUGCAAAAGGACCUCUCACUCACCGACGAUGGAUACGCCUGGGUCCUCUCGAUUUUCUUCUUUGGGUACCUCAUCUGCGAGGUCCCCUCCAACAUGAUCCUCAGCCGCAGCAGGCCAUCGAUCUUCCUUCCCGGUAUCAUGCUCGUAUGGGGCGCCCUCAGCGCCCUCAUGUCCAUCUCAAAGACCUACGGCGCCCUCCUCGGCUUCCGCUUCGUCCUAGGCUGCAUCGAGGCCGGCUUCUUCCCGGGCGUGCUCUUCCUGCUCUCGUGCUGGUACACUCGCGCCGAGCUCGGCAAGCGCUUCGCCAUCUUCUACACGGCCGCCGUCCUCUCGGGCGCGUUCGGUGGUCUCCUCGCCGGCGCUAUCACCGCGAACCUCCAUGAUGCGCACGGCAUCGCCGGCUGGCGCUGGCUCUUCAUCGUAGAGGGCGUCGCGACCGUCGGCGUCGCGCUCAUCGCCUUCUUCGUCCUGCUCGAUUACCCCGCCACCGCGAGGCAACUCACCCCCGCCCAGCGCCAGCUCGCGAGCAUCCGCAUCAUCGCCGACGGCAUUGCCUCGGGUGGGCAGAGGAAGGCGCGCCUGUCGCACUGGAAGGCCUUUGUCGCUGCCGUGUCGGACCCGCGGACGUACAUGUUCAUCCUCCUCUUCAUGCUCGACGUUGGCGCGGGCACGAUUUCGUACUUUAUCCCGACCAUUACGCUUACCUUGGGUUACGACACUGUCAAGGCGCAGUACAUGACGGUGCCCAUCUACGCCGUCGCCUCCGUGUGCCUCAACAUUGUUGCGUGGAGCUCUGAUAAGCACCAGGAGCGGCGGUGGCACGUUGCUGCGCCGCUUGGCCUGGGCUUCGCGUGUGCUGUUGUGUGUGCUGCGGUGCAGACGCCGAUUGUGCGGUAUGUCAUGGUUUGCUUCUUGGCUGCGGGUAUUUGGUCUGCGCUGCCGCUCGUUCUGUCCUGGACGAGUGGUGUUAUUAGCUUGCCGGCUGAGAAGCGCGCCAUUGUGUUGGCCAUGGUGAAUGCGUUUGGCAACUUUUCGAGUGUGUACGGGAGCCGUAUCUGGCCGAGCAAGGAUUCGCCGGCGUAUCACACUGGAUUUGGUGUUACGGCUGGGUUCUUGGGUGCGGGUAUGAUUAUUGCAAUCUUGAUUCCCAUUCUACUCAAGAUGGUGAAUUGGCAAGGGACAAAGGCGGAAAGAGAGGUUCUUGAGGAGAACCGGUUGGAGGAGUGAGCAUGCUGAUAUGUUGUUGGGAAGAGCGGGGGUUUGGUUUCGAGUGGAGGAUUACGGAAGCGUACAUGAUACUUUGAUAUGGAUGGCCUACGGGACUAAUUGAGUCACCUGACAUUUCACGACUAUGCUUGGAUAACCCUUCUCGUGCCACUUUACCUUGAUCGUUGAGAGGAUCUCUGCGAUACCGCUGCGGGCGCCAGAAUCGCAAGUACGCAAGCAUCAAAUUAAGAACCUUGAUUCUAGGUCUUGUUUCUCACAAGGGUAGAGGCAAAAUCACAGGAAGAUCAACCUAUGGGGGCACUUGGCCAAUGCCAUACUACCUUGACGCUGACGCCUUGCUGAGUGGAAUGAACUCUGCACGCCUUGGUGGAAGUUGGGGAGAGAAAACGCGGUAAAGUUUCGAACUCUUCCGUGGUUCUUGAUACGGCCCCACGAAUCAUCAAGGUGAUGCGGCCAAAUAACC
Messenger RNA from Colletotrichum phormii, 2096 nucleotides. Its product is annotated as major facilitator superfamily transporter. Gene Ontology annotation, biological process: transmembrane transport. The record is from RefSeq and is a predicted model, not a curated record. Bases 170 to 1633 code for a protein of 487 amino acids. Lineage: Eukaryota; Fungi; Ascomycota; Sordariomycetes; Glomerellales; Glomerellaceae. Gene Ontology annotation, cellular component: membrane. Gene Ontology annotation, molecular function: transmembrane transporter activity. The transcript has 3 exons.